Molecule: messenger RNA, 3089 nt
Organism: Penaeus monodon (black tiger shrimp)
Lineage: Eukaryota; Metazoa; Arthropoda; Malacostraca; Decapoda; Penaeidae
Product: chorion peroxidase-like
Exons: 19
Coding region: 77-2266 (729 amino acids)
Biological process (GO): response to oxidative stress
Molecular function (GO): heme binding; peroxidase activity
Source: RefSeq, a predicted model, not a curated record
CUUGUUCAGGUGCCCGUAUGGUGCUGGGAAACCUAAGAGAAGCGUACAUUCUCUGUCUGUGUUUUGUGACUUCAUAAUGAUGUCUACUUAUUUGGUUGCCAGUGUACAGAUAAUUGCCAUAACCUUAAGCCUGCUAAACAACACGGAAGCCAAAUUCAACGUACAGAAGCGAUCUUGUGCUUUCGUACCGACGCGCCCCUACUCUCGACUGCAGGACCCGCUCAACGUCCUCGAUCUGCCACAGUUCCCAGGGGCCGGUUGCAUCACAUACCAGGCUGUGGAUGCGGCGCUCCAAAGUGCGUUGGCAGCAAGAGGGAACUUACGACGGCCCGUGGGAGCGUGGGAGCCCGAAGACAUAGCUCCUUUAGGGGAUAUUCUGCUAGACACGACACGGAUCUUGGCCACAACAUACGGCCUAAGCUCCGAGGAGGUAUGGACGCUGCUGCCCGAGGUGGACGUGGGCAAGACGCUCGUGGCGAGGUACUGCCCUGACUUCGCCUCCCCUAUGACCUGCGUGCCGGGCAGAUACAGGCGCCAUGAUGGACUCUGCAAUAACCUGCGUUUCCCGACGUGGGGCGCCACCAGAGCUGCUUUUGCGAGACUGGUCCCCCCGGCGUACAGCGAUGGCCUUGGAGCGCCACGAGAGAGCCAUGUCCCCGGUGGCACCCUUCCAAAUCCACGCCGGGUAUCAUCCAGCAUCCACCGCGACGGAGGCUACCACGACCACGCCAUCACGCUCUUCGUCGUCGCCUGGGGGCAGUUCAUGGACCACGACUUCACCCUCACUGCCACGCCCCUCGAUCCCCUGACGAGGAACGAGCCUGAAGUGUGCUGUCACCCUCCUCCAGGAAUCCCAAAGGACCCCCACUGCCUGGAGAUCACUAUCCCGAAGGACGACAGAUUUUACAAGUUGUAUGGACAAUCCUGCCUCGAGUUCGUCAGGGCCUUUUCGGGCGUCAGGCAAGAUUGCAAGUUGGGUCCUCGCGCACCCUUCAAUAUCCUUGCUGGUGUGAUUGACGUCAACACGGUCUAUGGCAGCACUGACGAACACGCGAGGACCUUGAGGUUGUUCAGGGGCGGCAAAAUGCGGAUGAACAACGUCUUCGCUGCCUUGGGCCUCCGUGAACUCCUGCCGCAGAAGCUGGACACUCCCGACGAAGGAUGCACGAGGACCUCUCCGAACCAGUUCUGCUUCGAUGCCGGAGAGAUUCGAGUCAACGAGCAGCUAAUCCUGACCACCAUGCACACCCUGUGGUUCCGAGAGCACAACCGACUGGCGGGUCGAUUGGCGAAUCUCAACCCACACUGGGAUGAUGAGACCCUCUACCAGGAGGCACGGCGCAUAGUCAUCGCUGAAGUCCAACACAUCACUUUCAACGAGUUCCUUCCCCUGCUGUUGGGGGAGGAAGUCAUGGCCAAAUAUGGACUUCUUCCUGAGAAAGAGGGCUAUUAUCACGGCUAUGACCCCACGGAGGACCCCAGCAUGACGGCGGGCUUCGUCGGCGCCGCCUUCAGGUUCGGCCACUCGCUCCUCCCGUCGACGGUCGAGCGAUGGAGCUCCUCGCAUGCGAUCAUAGGAUCCAAGCGAUUAAGCAAACUGAUCCGACAGCCGUGGGACCUAUACAAGGCAGGCGUUCUAGACCAGUACUAUCUAGGACUCAUGAACCAGCCAGCCCAGGCCAUGGACCCACACAUCACACAGGAGGUCACCAACCACCUGUUCGAGGACCCCGGCGAACACUUCGGGAUGGACCUUGUGUCACUCAAUAUCCAGCGAGGCCGAGAGUUCGGUAUUCCCGGCUACACAGCGUACAGAAAGUACUGCGGUCUGUCUCCCGUCCAUGACUUCCAGGAUCUUGCCCGCCACAUGACCAAUGUGACAGCUUACCGAUACAGUCAGCUCUAUAGCCACGUAGAUGACAUCGACCUCUGGAGCGCUGGGGUGUCCGAGCGCCCCCUGGCCGGCUCCCUGCUCGGCCCGACCUUCUCCUGCAUCGUCGCCACGCAGAUGCGGAGGCUGCGGCGUGGCGACAGGUACUGGUACGAGACGCCGGGGCAACCGUCGUCGUUUUCUAUGCACCAGCUGGAGUCCCUGCGUCAGGCUAGCUUGGCGCGGGUGCUAUGCGAUAACACGGAUCAGCUGGUCACGCUACAGCGGUACCCGAUGGUGUUGGUCGACCAUGUCAUAAACCCUCGAGUGUCUUGUUCGAACAGCCUACUUCUUCCAGACGUUGACCUGAGUCCUUGGCAAGACCUCCCUCACUGACGGGAUCAAGUUGCAUCAUAUCCCAAGCAAAGCCUCCCAUUCUGAGAGCCAAACUAUGCCAAGAGAGUGCCAACAGAAAAUGCAUAUUCUACGAUGAAUAAAAUAAAUUAUUAAGCAGUCAUAACGACUACGAGGAGUAGAUAUUAUGGGUAUCUUGAACUCAACAUAGAUGGUAAUUGAUACACACACACACACACAUACAAAUAAACGCACAGUAUGCAUGUUUAUUCGACGUAAUCUUACUGAAGAAGCAAAAUUCCAUUAAAAAUGCAACUUACUGUCGUCAGUAGGAUUACAUUUGAACUCGGACUAGAUUGUACGCCCAUGAAUAUGAGCACCACAGAGAAUAAAGCAUGUUACCUUCUGAGUCCAAUAUUCUGAAACAGAAAGAAAGGAGAAGGGGGGAGGGAGAGAGGGAGGGAGAAAAGGAGGGAGAGAGAGGGAUAAAGAGGGAGAGAGAGAGAGAAAGAGAGAGAGAGAGAGAGAGAGAGAGAGAGAGAGCAGCAUUCGGACUGAAAAAUCGUAAAAAAAUACAAAUACAUAUAAAUAGAAUUAUAGCUGAAUGCGUAUAAAGAUAUUUUAUGAAUAAGGAAAAAGAAAGCUUUGAGAAAUGAAACUAACACUUUUUCUCGAAAAAACAAAACAAAUCAUCGAAAGUAACUCUCAUACAGACCAUAUGCUUCUAUUUCGAGGUUAAAAGCAUAAAACUUUUUUUUUCGACCUAAUGGUUUGCAAACAUUGAGAGUAUGCAGGGUACAUAUAGGUCCUACCUUUGUUACUAAUAUUAGUGAUGUGUGUUAUAAUAAACAUAAAACUACAUGUA